Schistocerca gregaria is the source of this 1608-nucleotide messenger RNA. RefSeq lists its product as uncharacterized. The coding region runs from base 91 to 1608 and encodes 505 amino acids. The record is from RefSeq and is a predicted model, not a curated record. NCBI's taxonomy places the organism in Eukaryota, Metazoa, Arthropoda, Insecta, Orthoptera, Acrididae. The transcript has 2 exons.
UCGGUUUGGAUCACGAGGUGGGAGUUUAUAGAGGUACCGCCUCGCCUGGCUUUGUGCACGCCUACGAGGCUGCAUUUGCGAAUUCCGGUGAUGAGGUUGCAAUCGGGUGCGUGGGAGGAGAAAUGCUGGAAAUUUUUCAGUUUGGAUGCCAGAUCCGUUCUAGGUUACUAUUCGCUGAGCUGUUCCUUGCAGCAGGGUGGGCACUUGUUCUUGGACGUGGAUGACUUGGCGAAGCAGGUGUCGCAGUCUCUGACGAGGCUGGAGGCGAUUUCGAAGGAGAUGGAGCGCGCAAUGGAGCGAGAGUUGCGUUUGGACGAGAGGAUAGAAGAACUGAACCGGACGCUGCACCUGCUGAGGCCGAAGGGCCACUUCGGGUGUCGGGUAUCUCUCCAGUUCGACGAGCAUCAGGUGAGAUGGGAGGACAGAUGGGUGCUGACCAUGUGGGUGACGACGAGUACGGAGAGUUGCUUGAGUAAAAAUUGGAUGUUGGUGGUGCGAGUGAUCCAAGGAGGGGUAAAUCGUGUGUAUUCCAGCAGCGUUUCACCCUUCGGAUCAACUGAGAGCAGCGACAUGGCCGAAGGAAAAGGCUGGAUGUUCAGAUGGGUCGUGUACCUUCAAUCUCACGAGCCCGUUGAAGUGGCGUGCUACUUGGUGUAUCACGUUUCUGAAUGGUAUCCCAACGUAAGUGAGGGAGACAGUCUGAACUUGAACGAGCCCUCCGGUGGUUUCGAUGGCCACGUGGCUUAUUUGUACCUUGGAACUCAAGAAUUUGACCUGCUGGAUUGGAUUGUUUGCGCCAAGAAAGGAACUUCCUUGGGCGCGCUUCAGAACGGUACAUGCACUCUCCUUCCGUUUCGCCAGCAGCUGUGCGCUAUUCUUUCCGAAGGCGUGCUCGACGCGGCCAAUUCGGGUCCUCCCGGAGACGAAUACGUGGGGUCGGACAUCAGGAUCGGCACCCCUCUUGUCACGGACGGAUCGAACUUGGAUGCCGACCUGUCUCGAAUCUUCGGGCGCAGGCUCGACGCCUGGACCAAGUCGAAUGACUCCGCAUGCAACAACGCCUCAAGCAAUGGCUCGGCGACCGACACCAGAUCCUUUUUUUUGACGAGUGGAUUUCUCCAACCGCUUUCCAUAAAAAUAAGGCAAGAAACUCUAAAACUUUCGGUCUCUUCUGAAGAGCUGACAACGAGCAUCAGCGGUCGCCUGCGCGUCUCCGAUGUGAUCGACAUACCCAUCUUGGCCCUCUCAAUGUUCAGCCCUCGCCAGGUAAGCUCCCUCUUGAGGGCAGCGGUUCUACAGCGGAUCGCGCAAUCUUACGAGCUCGGUGACCAGCAGUUGGACUUUCCAGCCCUGCGCUUGAACCCUCCGGCCAUUUUGUCCAGGCAGUACUUCGGAGAAGGAAUUCAGGCACUCAACGCAACUCUGGAGGGCGUCAGGGUCGACAUGCUGGGUAUUGGUGACAGACUCGACGCGCUUUUCCAGAUCCAGUCAAACCCAACGCAUCCUUCCAUGGUCGACAUCUCCCGGAUUUCCUUGGAGCUACAAGACCAAAUCAGAGCCGCUUACCGUACGACCAGAGCCCACAUUUCCGACAAUUUGAUUUGGUAG